AUCUCUGACAGCUGUGGGGAGACCCACGUGGCUGCGUCCAUUUCCACAGCCAAAUAUGCACUUUAGUUUCAACUGAAACUGAAAUGCUUGUAAGUCAAUCGUUUUUCUGAAACCUCAUACUUCAUAUCGCAGAAUGACAACUGCAAUCAACUGUCAUAACAGCAGGUUAAUGGACGACAGCAACCAGCCGUCAAGUGAAGAAGCUCCAGGAAACUUCUACCUCUGCAGAACUGUGGGACUUUUCACAGGGGACAUGCGCCGGUGCAGAAAAUGGGUGUCAAGACAGAAUGUGAUGAUCCAGCUACUGGACUGGAUGUUACGAGGCAUGGCCCAGGUCAUGUUCGUCAACAACCCUCUGAGCGGUCUCCUCAUCACGGCCGGCCUCUUCCUGCAGACCCCCUGGUGGGCUCUGAACAGUCUGCUGGGGACCCUCGUCUCCACCGCGUCUGCCAUCUUUCUGGGACAGAACAGGGAGGCCAUAUCAGCAGGUUUGUACGGCUACAACGGAGCUCUGGUCGGCAUGCUGAUGGCUGUUUUCUCUGCCAGAGGAAACUGGUACUGGUGGCUUCUACUGCCAAACAUGUUCAUGUCCAUGCUGUGCCCAGUGGUGUCCAGUGCCUUGUCCACAGUUGCCAGCAAAUGGGACCUCCCAAUAUUCACCCUGCCCUUUAAUAUUUUGGUGUGUCUACAUAUGGCAGCUACAGGAGCCAAUCAUCCCUACUUUCCACAGGUGGAUAUCCAGCCACAUAACCCUCAGCAGCCCCGUAAUGGCUCCACUGAAAGCCUCGACAUCAUUCAGCUAUUCCUGUCGGUGCCAGUUGGCGUUGGCCAGGUGUACGGCUGCGACGGUCCCUGGACAGGAGGCGUUAUCCUUCUGGGCCUGCUGCUCUCCUCACCGACUAUCUGUCUUCAUGCCAUGUUGGGCUCGGCUGCUGGCGUGUUGACGGGCCUUGCUCUGGCUGCUCCUCUCCGGGAUAUUUACUCAGGGCUGUGGGGAUAUAACAGCGCUCUGUCCUGUAUCGCUGUUGGAGGCGUCUUCUAUGUUAUAACGUGGCAAACCCAUUUACUGGCUGUAGUAUGCGCACUUUUCUCGGCAUACAUGACCUCGGCGAGCUCAAGACUGAUGUCUGUGCUCGCAUUACCCGCCUGCACGUGGCCUUUCUGCCUGUCCACCCUCAUCUUCCUCCUCGUUUCCUCCGAGAUCCCGGCCAUCUGCAGGCUGCCUCUGUCUGUGGUCUCCUACCCGGAGGAGAAUCGGCGCAACCGGAGACGACUUAAAGCCUCAGAGGGAGUUCGGCGCAGUGAGCAGGGCAGCGGCCAAGAAGAAGAGGAGGAGAAGGCCCCGCCGAAGGAGAACACAGGGACAGAUUUCCAGUCGGUAGAGGAGAGAGGAUCUGUGUGAUUGGAGGAGGCGCUCUUUUGUCCUGAAAUGCUCCUCUAUGAAGAUGUAAUUGUUGGGGUAUUAUGUUGAUGUUCAUAUUUGGCAUUUCGUCUCUUACACAACAGUGGUUAUAUGAAAUGGCUGAUGAUUUGUUUUCUAGCAUGCAUUUUUAUCUUUUCUACCCAGCAGAGGGCAGCAUUUUCCAAGGAAAAGCCAGAAACCACAGUGCAUACAGAGAAAAUCUACUCCUAACCUGCCAGAAAGCACUGAGCAGUUUAAACCAAAUGCAUGUAUUAUUAGCUUUGUUAGAAAUAAAAUAUAUAAUGUUAAAUGUGAAGCUAUAACGGCAGCUAUAGCGCAAACAUUAGUCGGUAAAAGCUGUAAACGGUGUUUCCUUCCUCCACAGAAGGAUUGUGGUGAUUGCUGGGAAAUGAUUUAAAAUGCAGCAGGGCUCUUCAUCAGUGCCGACAGUGAGCUGGGGGGGGAGAUUUAAUAAUGUGCUCCCCUUAGCAAAAUAACACCCUCUUCUCUGCCUGGCAUCACACACCUCUGCUUUCUGUACUCCAAUCUGUCCUGCUGUUUUCCUCCCAUCGCUCAUCUUCAUGGCUCUUUUACAUUCUCGCUGUCUCUCUUGCUCAAUUAAUCGUUUUAUUUUAAUUCCUUUGAGGUCAUCUACCUUUCCUCUCAUUCUCUAGUUUUUAAGGACACCCUUUGUCCCUAAACCCCUCACACAAGGAGAUUUUCUAAGCUCUCCAAAACUCCUGAGAUGCCAGCUGAUUAAACACACUGAGGUCUGUCUAUAGUCUGUGUCUAGACCUACCGUAUAUUUACAUUUAUGAGUACAUCUCCAUGUCUCUAGUGCCAUCUGCCUGUCUGUGUAUCUGGCCCACCACGACACAAGUCUAGCCAAUAUAACAGAUAAGAGACAGUCACACUCCCAGACAUGUGUGGGAGAUUUGGUACAUCGGAGGGGAGGGCGCUAGACAAGGGGCCGCGAACAACAAAUGUUCUUCUCGGGCGAUAAAAUAUGACUUGUUAUGACAGGGUUUUCUUUUUUCUUAAACAUCUAAUGUGCAUUUCUUCCUGCCCUUCAUUUCAGCCCAGCACCUACUCAUAUCCAACAGUUUUUCUAUUUGCUAUUCAGCUACAGAGGGAAACUUUCCUCAACUCUGCCACAAUUUAUUUCCUCUUAACUACUGCAGCCUGUAGGUUAAGCUGACAUCCGUGAGCGUGGCCUUUUACACAACGCUGCCUCAGCCGGCGACCUUGGAAGGACCGGUUAGGUGUUGGAAGUGGGACGGGGUGAGAUGAGGUUGGUGUCAUAUCCCCUGUGCCGGGGCUGAGUGCUCUUAACUGUGUGAGUCACCUUCCAGAGUCCCCUGCAGGCAGCGAGCACAGCUCCUGCUGAACACAACAGAGGAGAGAGAGAGAGAUGAGGCUGAAGCUGCGAGGGAUAAACCUCAACACACAGUCCUGCACCCUGGUAUAAAUACAGAGAGAAAACUAAACAUUGGUUUAGCAGUGCCUCUGUAUGUCCAUUCAUGAGCCUGUUGGAAGGAACAGCUAAUCUCAUAAGACAGUGGCUAGAGAAUUAUAUAACUAUGGAAUAAGAGGUUCAAGGGAAGGAAGGUAAAGGCAGCAGCAAGGAGACAAGAACAUGUGAAGUAGAUCUAGUGUCUAUAAACAUAUUGUCUGAUAAAUCUUAUGAUACUGUGAAUAAUCCUCUAUCAGUGACAAAAUGCAUUUAUU
Platichthys flesus (European flounder) is the source of this 3130-nucleotide messenger RNA. Its product is annotated as urea transporter 2-like. Gene Ontology annotation, cellular component: membrane. The transcript has 9 exons. Gene Ontology annotation, biological process: urea transmembrane transport. The coding region runs from base 134 to 1402 and encodes 422 amino acids. The record is from RefSeq and is a predicted model, not a curated record. Gene Ontology annotation, molecular function: urea transmembrane transporter activity. NCBI's taxonomy places the organism in Eukaryota, Metazoa, Chordata, Actinopteri, Pleuronectiformes, Pleuronectidae.